AUGGAAUCAGAAUUUAUAGCUCUAGCAGCAGCUGGCAAAGUUUAUCAAACAGAACCAACUAUUUCAUAUGACAAGGGAGAGCGAUCAGGCAUAGCUGCUGCAAAGUUUGCAAAUGGGUGCAUCUUUUAUAGAAAGUUUUAUAGUCGAAUGGCCAUUGCUUUUAUUUCCGGAUUCUCAAGUUCCCCAUUUAUUCAAGUCACCAAUCAUUCAGAUGAAAAAGCUUCAAAAUUCUUAUCAACUUAUCCCCAACAAAGAAGUUUAGGAAGAUGUGAGUGUUCUUCGUAUCCCUCUGUUUGUAAUUGGAGUCGGCUGAAACAAAGGCAUUGGCAGCAUUUUGAGUAUGUCAAGGUCAAUAGAACCUGUGCUUACCAUAAAUCCGAGGAGUAUGACAUAACAGAAGCUGCUGUGGACUCGCUGAAGUCAGCUGAGGGGUCAAUUGAGGCUGUAUUAAUAGAAGGAAAUCUGCAACCUUGUUGGCAGCAGUUUCCAAAACGCUGGGUCAUUGUGCUGCUUUGUUUUAUGGCAUUUCUAUCAUGCAACAUGGACCGUGUAAACAUGAGCAUUGCAAUACUUCCAAUGUCACAAGAGUUCAAUUGGAACAGUGCAACGUGCAUUAGCAGACACUUGCAGUGUGAAGUAGUGCAGUUUCGUGACUUGGCACUGAAUUUAUUUUUGGAGGCAUUUGGGCUCAUAAAAUUGGUGGAAAGCUUAUUAGGUUUUGGAGUGGUUUGGUGGUCUAUAGCUACAGUUUUGACUCCUAUUGCUGCAAGAAUUGGACUCCCUUUUCUGCUGAUGAUGCGUGCUUUCAUGGGAAUUGGCGAGGGUGUUGCUAUGCCUGCCAUGAAUAACAUUCUUUCUAAGUGGAUUCCAGUGUAA
Molecule: messenger RNA, 876 nt
Organism: Hevea brasiliensis (rubber tree)
Lineage: Eukaryota; Viridiplantae; Streptophyta; Magnoliopsida; Malpighiales; Euphorbiaceae
Product: ascorbate transporter, chloroplastic-like
Exons: 6
Coding region: 1-876 (291 amino acids)
Molecular function (GO): transmembrane transporter activity
Source: RefSeq, a predicted model, not a curated record